UCAUCAUCUUCAUCUCCGGGAUUCUGCUGCUGUUUCUCAUCAUGACUCCGUCCGGACCCGGAGCCGGUUAGACCUGGUCCCGGUCUAGCCCCGGACCCGGACCCGGACCAGGACCCGGUCCCCCCCCCGGACCAGGACCAUGGCCCCCCCCGCGGCCCCCCCCGCGGCCGCCGCCGUGACAUUGCUGCUCCUGCUGGAGUUCGUCGAAGCAAAGAAAUACUGCUGGUACUUCGAGAGUGGAUACCCCAUCUACUUCAUUUGCCGCUCCUAUGAGGAUUGCUGUGGGACUCGUUGCUGCGUCCGGGCCCUGUCGGUCCAGAGACUCUGGUACUUCUGGGUCCUGCUGAUGAUGGGGGUCUUGUUCUGCUGCGGAGCCGGACUCUUCAUCCGUAGGAGGAUUUACCCGUCCCCCCUGACGGAGGAACCGGCUUUCAACGUGUCCUUCACCCGCCACCCGGCCAACUCGCCAGUUUCCCAGCAGCCCGUCGGCCUCCACGGCUUCGGGCUCAACGGCCUCCCAGCAGGAAGUGACCCGGGAGCUGCGAGGCCCCGCCCCCCGCUGUUCCCGCCCACGCCUGGCCCCGCCCACAUGAUGGGAGGCCCCGCCCACAUGGGGGCGGAGCCUCCGUCCUACUGCAACCACCCGCCCCCGUCCUACGAGCAGAUCUUCAGCACCGGGGACAAGAAGUAGAACCAGGACCAGGACCGGGACCAGGAUCUGGAUCUGGAUCUGGACCAGGAUCUGGACCGAAAUGUCGACUUUUUUCUCAACAUUUCAACUUUUUUCUCGACAUUUCGACUUUCAUUUAAACUUUUUUCUUGACAUUUUGACUUUUAUUUCAACUUUUUCUCGACAUUUCGACUUUUAUUUUGACAUUUCGACUUUUAUUUUGACUUUUUUCCUUCGACAUUUUGACUUUUAUUUUGACUUUUUUCUCAGCGUUUUGACUUUUAUUUUGACUUUUUUCUCGAAAUUUCGACUUUUAUCUCGACAUUUCGACUUUUAUUUUGACUUUUUUUUCGAAAUUUCGACUUUUAUUUUGACUUUUCUGGAAAUUUCGACUUUUAUUUUGACUUUUUUCUCGACGUUUUGACUUUUAUUUUGACUUUUUUU
This is a messenger RNA of Cololabis saira (Pacific saury), 1114 nucleotides long. It is a transcript of the gene vopp1b, whose product is annotated as VOPP1 WW domain binding protein b. Lineage: Eukaryota; Metazoa; Chordata; Actinopteri; Beloniformes; Belonidae. The transcript has 5 exons. Gene Ontology annotation, cellular component: cytoplasmic vesicle membrane. The coding region runs from base 140 to 691 and encodes 183 amino acids. The record is from RefSeq and is a predicted model, not a curated record.